UUUGCAUGAUUUUUCUUUUACAGGUGAUGAAGAAUUUGAAAGUUUUGAAUUUGACCAGUUGCCAUUGCUUAGAGAGAACUCCUAUCUUCUCUGCUCAUUCAAAUUUAGAACGUUUGAUCCUACGGGGCUGUAGAUCAUUAAUCACAAUUGAUAAGUCAAUUUGUCAGUUGAAACACUUAGUUUUCUUAGAUUUAAGCUAUUGUGAGAAUCUUCAGAGGUUGCCAAAUGAGCUAGGUCGAUAUCUUGCAAGACUUGGAUACCUAUCUCUUAAAUGGUGUCGAUCAUUGGAGAGGCUUCCGGAUUCAAUCGGAUAUUUGAAAUCUUUGAUUGACCUGAAUAUAUCCGGCAUGAGGAUUGAAGAAAUACCUGAUUCUAUCGGAAAUUUGGAAAAUUUGAAAGUAGUGAAAAUGGAGGAGACUGGCAUAAGGAAAAUACCUGAUGCCUUUUGGACGAUUGAGAAGCUUGAGGAAAUAGUAGGCAAAUGUACACCUCAUCAUAGAGUCCAUGUGGAAAUUGGCACUUGCAUCUACAAGAAUCAAUCCCUGAGGAUCUUGAAAUUGACACGUGCGGAUAUAUACGCAUUACCAAGGCUUCCUGAAAGUCUUAUUGAAUUACGACUGUCUGAGUUGUACAUAGACAUGUUUCCAGAUCUCUCAAACCUCACUCAUUUAAAGGAAUUGGAUCUGGUUUUCGGCCGACCUGAUUCUGAUGUGAAAUCUUAUGCGCCUGUGGAAUGUCCGAUACCAUGGUGGAUGGGGAACUUAAGCAAACUGGAGUCUUUAAAACUGGACUCUGAUUAUGUUACCACCUCACCAACAGAACUUAGCCUCCUUCCUCAUCUCAAUGAACUUUGCCUCGUGUGCCCUGUUCUACGUUGCCUCCCAAGGCUUCCCUCAAGUUUAUCAUCCUUAUGUUUGAAACGUUGCUACUCACUUUGCUCAAUGGAGGGUCUAUUGAAUUUGAAGAAACUAUCAUCUCUCGAGAUUUCAUCUGCUGCAAUUAUGGACAUUCAAGGCCUUGGUUGUUUGGAGAACCUACGAGAUUUGCGACUUUUGAACCUUCAACAGGUGGGGAGACUACUUGAUCUAAGCAAUUUAAACAAACUAAAGUGUCUUGAAGUACGAAAUUGUGGUAAUCUGGUUGAGAUUCGAGGUGAACUACCACAAUCUUUGCAAGAAUUGUUGAUUUCUUAUUGUGAAUCUUUAGAGAAGUUGCCUGAUCUGUCCAACUUGAAGGAACUGCAACAGGUUGACAUAGCAGGUUGCACGAAAUUAAAGGGCGAGGCAAUUCUCAGCUCCACUCGGAGAAGUCAUGCAAAUUUGUGGGAGAACCUACAAUAUCUGCGGAUUUGUGGCCUUGGACAAGUGGAGAUACUACCCAAUCUAAGUAAUUUAAAGAAACUAAGAUGCCUUCAAGUAGAAAACUGUGGUGAUCUGGUUGAGAUUCAAGGUGAACUAUCACAAUUUUUGGAAGAAUUGAAUAUUUCUUCAUGUGAAUCUUUAAAGAAGUUGCCUGGUCUGUCAAGCUUGAAGGGAUUGCGAAGGGUUAAAAUAUAUCGUUGUGGGAAAUUGAAUGUAGAGGCAAUUUCUCGGCUUUGCUUAGAGAUGUCAAUUGAAUUUGUGGGAUAAGACUGUAUCUGAAUGUGAGGGAGAAGAUGACGGAUAAGUGCACGUUGCUCUUGAAAGCUUCUUGAUCCACGGCAACAAAUUGUUCCCUUCUGUUCAGGCUUUAAAUGAAUUGAGGGAGCUGUGGCUAACUGGGCAGCUGAAUAGAUGAAGACUGAAGAAAAGCAGAUAAAAGAUGAAAUUUGAUGUUGACCGUAUUCCCUCUCACAAUCUUGGGGUGGUUAACCCUAUAUUAUAUCUGUUUUAGGGGGUAAAAGGGCUAUUUAGGCAAACCUGAUUGUGGUUUUUUUCUUUAUUAUGGCCCACAAAAAUGAUUAUUACAUCUCAUCUAAAUGUGUGUUCUCUUCAUUGUUAUGCAAUAGAACUUGCUUAUCAGUACC
Molecule: messenger RNA, 2005 nt
Organism: Eucalyptus grandis
Lineage: Eukaryota; Viridiplantae; Streptophyta; Magnoliopsida; Myrtales; Myrtaceae
Product: disease resistance protein RPV1-like
Exons: 2
Coding region: 6-1628 (540 amino acids)
Source: RefSeq, a predicted model, not a curated record